AAGCAUAAUAAUGGCUUGGAUAACGUCUAUAUACUUGUUAUCAGUGUCUCAAGUCAUUUUGAAUUUUAACAUUGAGCCCGUUGCUUGGAAAUACAUCAGCGCACCUGCUUCUGGGUUUGGCUACAAGGUGGUCCAGAUAAACUCAACAAACUUGCUCAUUAGUGCCCCUGUAGAGCAGUAUGAGCAAAGUAAAAGGGGAAAAGUUUACCAAUGUCUGGUUGGAGGUUCAUCUUGCACGCCAUUGCCAAUAGAAGUGCCCAGUUAUGGGGUAAACAUGUCUCUGGGUUUGUCAAUGACAAAGGAUCCAAAGACAUCAAAGAUCUUGGUGUGUGGUCCAACCAUCCCAAGAGAUUGCAAAACCAUCACCACCUACAAUGGCAUGUGUUUAGAAAUUGACACUAAACUUAACAUUGGAUCCCCUAUGCCUUUGUCACUGGAAGAAUGCCCUGGGCAAACAGAUAUAGCCUUUCUAUUGGAUGGUUCAGGCAGUAUAUAUCCAGCUGAUUUCAAACGAAUGAAAGAUUUUGUCAAAAACCUGAUCACACAAUUUCUUCACAGAAAUACUCAGUUUGCAAUCAUCCAGUUUUCAACUGAUUCUGAAAUCCAUAUGAGUUUUAAUUAUUUCAAAAACAACAUCCAAUCUUGGGAAAGUAAACUAUAUGGCAUUUCUCAACAACAAGGAUGGACAUACACUGCUAAAGCCAUCAACAGAAUUGUCCAAGACGUUUUUAUUGCAAAUCAAGGAUCCAGACCAAAUGCUGAAAAGAUCCUGAUAGUAAUUACAGAUGGGGAGUCAACUGACAGUUAUAACCUGAAGAGUGCAAUUCAGGCGGCUGAAACUGCAAAAAUUAUUCGUUUUGCCAUUGGGGUGGGCAGUGCCUUUUAUUCGGACAGAGCAAAAAAUGAGUUGUCCUCAAUUGCCUCCUCUCCGCAAACCAACCACAUGUUUCAAGUUGACAACUUCCAGGCACUCGACCAAAUCAGCAAUUCAUUACAAAACAGCAUUUUCCCAAUUGAAGGAUCUCAGACCACUGGAGAAUCUAUUAAGAUGGAAAUGGCCCAAGAGGGAAUGAGUGCAGCGUACAUACCUGGGGGAGGAUUCCAGGUGGCAUCUGUUGGAGCCUUCCAAUGGAGGGGGGCUUACCAGGAAUACACAAGUGCCACGAAAACCCCCAUUUUAAAACAGAGUCCAAACAUGGAACCAGAUAGCUAUAUGGGUUAUUCCAUGGCAGUUGCUAGCACAAGCACUCGCCAGUUUACCAUUUUAGGAGCUCCGAGAUUUAAACACUCAGGGAGAGUGGAAGUAUUCUCACCUGGUGCCACCUACAGUCCAACAGAGUUUUCAGGGCAGAUUGGCACUUAUUUUGGGGCAGAAAUCUGUGUGGUGGAUUUAGAUAAAGACUCCUAUACAGACCUUGUCAUCAUAUCUGCUCCAAUGUUCAAAGACAGAGACAGAGAGGGCAGGGUCUUUGUCUGUACCCUCAAAGACAGGUCUGGGAUGGUCUGUGAAUUUACUGCUGAGAUGACAAUGGAGGGGGAUCUAGGAAAUAUGGGCAGGUUUGGAACGUCUCUUGCCCCACUUCCUGACAUGAAUAUGGAUGGUUUUAAUGAUCUAGCUGUUGGAGCUCCUCUUGAAAAUAAUGGCCAAGGAAGUGUUUACAUAUUCCUUGGUGCGCGAGGUGGAAUCAGCAAUAUCUAUUCUCAGAGAAUUUCAGGUUUGGAUGUAAAGCCUGGCUUAAAGUUUUUUGGACUGUCCAUUAGUCAGUCUUCUUUGGACAUGAAUUCAGACUUUCUCCCAGACUUGGCUGUGGGAUCUAAAGGGGCAGUCAUCUUACUCAGGUCAAAGCCUAUAGUAACAGUUAGAACACAAGUGACUUUCAACCCAGCCAAAAUCCCAACGGACACUUCAAACAGCAGUACGCCCCUGAAACAAAAUGCUACAGUCUGUUUCACAAUGACCAAAAACACAGCAGACAAUACCAAAGAUCAAGCGAUUGUUAAUUAUACUUUGACCCUGGAUGUGACCCGCCAAGCUCCAAACUAUCGUGCUUAUUAUAACAGCAAAAAUAAGAUAAGGAAGGAAACAAAAACUGUUACCUUGGGACUUGGAGAGCAAUGCUUUGAUCAGACCUUCUAUAUUGUGGAUGAGCCGGACGAUGCCCUCAAUGAACUCUCCAAUGAACUUUACUUCACAUUUGAAGGGCUGCAAUUUCUUGGAAGCCUCAGUUCAUGCCUUUCCCCCCAGUCUCUGACUACAACAUACCAUCCUUUAAGUUUUGAGAUCAACUGUGGAAGUGACAACAACUGUGUUGACAACCUCAAAGUGGAUUUUAAUUUCACUGGAUUCUCAGAGAUGAGAGUGGGCAUAGAUGAUUUACUAAAUGUGACAGUGUCUGUUGAGAGCCGGGAAGAGAACUCUUACAACAGUCGAAUCAUUCUCACUUACCCUGCAGGACUGUCAUUCAGGAGAUCCACCACAAUCCAAGGAAGAGUAGAGUGUAAUUCCAUAGACGGUGAGAAUGGUAUAACACGGGGAAAGAGUGACUGCACCAUUAACAAACCCAUCUUCAAGAGCAAUUCUAAGGCUUUCUUUGUCCUUUCCUAUGGGAUAGAUAGCACAAGUCAAUUUCAACAAUUGGUGACUUUCACUGCAAAUGCCUCAAGUGGAAAUAAUGUACAUGCUUCAACCAGUGAACUUUACAGAGUGAAGGAAAUCGGGGUGAAAUACAGCAUUUAUGUUUUGAUCACAAGACAUGAGGAUUCAACCAGGUACAUCAAUUUCACUGCCACGGAAAAAAAUAUGAAAAAAAUUCUGAAUCAAUCAUAUGUGGUUGUGAAUUAUGUAAGGGACUUCAAUCUUACUGUGAUAAUCAAAGUGCCAAUGAAACUUGGAAUCAAAGAUAUCUGGGCUAAUCCAAAUGGUUUACAGAUUUCAGGUUGUCAAAGAGAAAAUGAUGAAAAACCUAUUGCCACAGAUUUUGUCAGCAAACUGAAGACAAAUGCUGCUGUGGACUGCUCUGUUGCAACAUGUGGGGUGUUUAUGUGCAAUGUCUUCCUGAGUAAAGGUGCUCGCAGUUCUUACUCAAUCACUGGAAAUAUCAGCUCUGGAUGGAUAGAACAGAUUGGUCUUGAAUCAGCCCGCUUUAGCUUGGUCAGCAGUGCCACUCUGCAUUAUGACAGAAACCAAUACAUCUAUUUUUCUUCGGACUCCAAAAACAACCCACCUGUCCAGACGAUUGAAACUGAAGUGGAGGUGUACCCUGAGAUUGAUUUCACAAAGGAGAUCAUUGGUGGUGCAGUGGGAGGUCUGUUCCUGUUGGCUUUGAUCACAGCUGGGCUGUAUAAGGUCGGGUUUUUCAAAAGCAAGUACAAGCAGUUUAUUGAGGAUGAUGUGCCAAGGGAUGAGGGAUCAGCUGCCAAGGAUGAAUAAAAACAACAAAUACACAUGAAUGUUUACACUGAGAAAUUUCGGAGUUAAAUGUUUAUGGCCUUUAUCCAGUAGCCAACUGGAAACGUAUCGUUAGCAGUUUUUAAAAAAUAGCUUUUUAGACAUUUAUGCUUUAUGAAGAAUUGAACACAGGUCUCAGGGGUGCUUUAAAUGUGCUUUGGAACAGUAGCCCAUGAUGUCUGCACGUCUGCUUAGCAAUUUGACUGACCUUAGCAAUUUGACUGAUCUUAAAUUUAGGUAUUUUUAUGUAUACAGUGCAGUUACCCGACUUUUUAGAAAUUGCCUUUGAAAUGUUUUGCACAGUUUUACACACCCUAUAGGCUCCAUAUUACUGCUCCACCCAUCACUUUAAAGACACCAAUGUGUAAAAAUACACUACCCACUGGCCUAUGAUUCCUAAUUUUGACACUGGUGCAGGUUAUGUUACACUUUGCAUUGUCUCUAGUAAAUGGACUAUAUCACAUAAAUUAUCUAACAAUAGAGUUUGAUUUCUCCUCAUAUUAACAGUAGAACAGUAAAGGGAUAACAAUUCAAUAGGCAUGGUGACAGGACUUUUUUUUUUAUUUCAUGGUAAUUUCCUUAAAAUUCUACAUGUAAUUUUCUGUAUUUCCCAAUGACAGUAAAAAUAUGUUUUUAAAUAAGACAGAAAACCUUCAUUUAAUAUGAGGCCUGUAAGAUAACUGGAAAGUCUGUUAUGAGGAAACACAAUAAUUAUCAAUUUUUGCACUGACUUUGAUAAGCUGUUUACAAAAAUAAAUGGUAUAAAUAAGGA
This is a messenger RNA of Esox lucius (northern pike), 4220 nucleotides long. RefSeq names its product integrin alpha-M. Gene Ontology annotation, cellular component: integrin complex; external side of plasma membrane. Gene Ontology annotation, molecular function: integrin binding. NCBI's taxonomy places the organism in Eukaryota, Metazoa, Chordata, Actinopteri, Esociformes, Esocidae. Bases 11 to 3430 code for a protein of 1139 amino acids. Gene Ontology annotation, biological process: cell-cell adhesion; cell-matrix adhesion; integrin-mediated signaling pathway. The record is from RefSeq and is a predicted model, not a curated record. The transcript has 30 exons.